Messenger RNA from Oryzias melastigma (Indian medaka), 4995 nucleotides. RefSeq names its product alpha-2C adrenergic receptor. The record is from RefSeq and is a predicted model, not a curated record. The transcript has a single exon. NCBI's taxonomy places the organism in Eukaryota, Metazoa, Chordata, Actinopteri, Beloniformes, Adrianichthyidae. Bases 927 to 2279 code for a protein of 450 amino acids. Gene Ontology annotation, cellular component: membrane. Gene Ontology annotation, biological process: adenylate cyclase-activating adrenergic receptor signaling pathway; regulation of smooth muscle contraction; regulation of vasoconstriction. Gene Ontology annotation, molecular function: alpha2-adrenergic receptor activity.
AUGGGGGGAUAGAAGAGAGAAACAAAAAGAGGAUAACCUGGGAGCUUCAGGUCAACCAGGUGCAUCUCCUAGAGGCAGGGGGCUCACCCUGCUCAUUAAGGCUAUAUGGAUUGAAUACAGAUUGAGUCAUAGAUUUUCCAUUUGAACCGGAUUCGUAGGAAGGGGAAACAUUUUUUCACGUUAAUAAACACAAACAGCAGCUUAUCAUGAUGGCUGCUGCUGAUCCAUAAUGUUGCCGCGUGCAGGAAACAUGAGCUCGUUUCCUGCAGGUGAUCGUCUCCACGUGCGCCCCUGCAGAGAAGUCUGUUCCCACACUGACCUCCAGCGUGCGCGCGCGGGGACAAAGCGGGGCGCGCUGUCCUUGUCGCGGGCGGGUUCGCGGUUGUCGCCGUGAGUUUUGACAGCAGCCUCCUCCAGCUUCCAGCGACCAUCUGCCACUCACGCGCAAGACCAGGGACCGGAUCCGGCGGGAGGCGAGCUGCGCGCAGCCCCGGGAAGCCGCGGCGCGUUUUCUCGCUGCGUCCUCGUCUCCUCCGGCAAGGGCUUGGCCAUCUCCUCCGGGGUGCAGCAGGUCCCAGUCUCUGAUUUAAAGAGGAAAAAGGCGUGCGGUCUUAAAACGCUCUCAGGACGGCGGGGAGGCAGGAAUCUGCGGACGCAGUAGGGAUGGAUCCGGCAGGACUCCGAGCUCACAGAGCCUCGUUUUAAAAGAACCCGAUUUGGCUUAAUGAACAUUUUGGAGUAAGGACUUGAAGGACGAUCACAAUAAGAUUUUUUUUUUUCAUUCCCUUUUUUUCAAAAGGAAAGACUGUCAGACUGCAGAUCAGCGGGAUGCUUUCAAGAUGAGCUCAACUCUCUGUAAAAAAAAAAAAAAAAUUCUUCCUUGCACACUUGGGCUGCACCUGUAAAAGUCCUCGCCUGGAUUAAAAAUGGAUUUCUUAAACACAUCAAGCCUGGAAGAAGAACUGGAGACUGGACAUUCUUCCUUGAAUUCUACGUCUGAGAGCCAGUACAGCCAGCUCACCGUCUUCGGUCUGGCCGGACUCGUCGGCUUCCUUAUUUUGUUCACAAUCGUUGGAAAUGUUCUGGUUGUUAUCGCUGUUUUAACCAGCAGAGCUCUGAAGCCGCCUCAGAACCUGUUCCUGGUCUCACUGGCCAGCGCAGACAUCCUGGUGGCCACUCUGGUCAUGCCCUUCUCUCUCUCAAAUGAGCUGAUGGGCUACUGGUUUUUUGGCACAGUCUGGUGUGACAUUUACCUGGCUCUGGAUGUUUUAUUCUGCACCUCCUCUAUCGUUCACCUGUGUGCAAUAAGUCUGGACCGGUACUGGUCAGUGACGCAGGCAGUAGAGUAUAAUUUGAAGAGAACGCCUCAGCGUGUCAAAGGAAUGAUCGUGGUGGUCUGGCUGAUCUCAGCGGUCAUUUCCUUCCCUCCGCUGAUAUCCAUGGACAGGAGCAGCAGCGAGACCAAGCCGGAGUGCAAACUGAACGACGAGACCUGGUACAUCCUCUACUCCAGUAUCGGCUCGUUCUUUGCUCCUUGUGUAAUUAUGAUCUUGGUUUAUAUUCGUAUCUACCAGGUAGCAAAAACCAGGACUAGGACGUUGUCAGAGAAGAAAAGAGACGUGGAUUCCCCCCUGGAGAAUGGAAUGGAACAGACCGAUCCCGGCAUGGGCGGCUCUUUGAAAACAACAGGUGGUGGGAGCGUGAGGGAUCCGACGCGUGAGAAUGGCCACUGCCAAGAGCAGGAAGUCAGAUCUCCUGUCCCAAAUGAGCCAAAACCUCCACCAACUGACCACCAUGAGGACUUUGAUGACAGCAGCUCGUCAGACGAGAAACCUAAUAAAAGCAAAAAGUUCUCCAAACAUCAGCAGGAGGACAGAAAAGACAGGAAGUCCAGCCGGAAAAGUAGCUCCGCCUCCAAGUACUCCAGCAGAAAGUCCCGUUCCAGUUCCAAAUCCAUGGAGUUCUUCUCGUCUCGGCGCAAACGCCGCAGCAUCGUCAAUCGCAAGAGAGUGUCUGCCGCUCGUGAGAAGCGCUUCACUUUCGUCCUGGCCGUCGUCAUGGGCGUGUUCGUCGUGUGCUGGUUUCCCUUCUUCUUCUCUUACAGCUUGUACGGCAUCUGCCGGGAUCCAUGCAAGAUCCCUGAUACGCUCUUCAAGUUUUUUUUCUGGAUUGGCUACUGUAACAGUUCAUUGAACCCGGUCAUCUACACCAUCUUCAACCAGGACUUCCGCAGAGCUUUCCAGAAGAUCCUCUGUAAGUCAUGGAAACGCUCCUUUUGAGUCGGACUGGAUUCUCUUCUUCUGUUGGUUAAAAAUCCUUCUCAUUCCUCAAGUAUUACAUUAGAAAGGAAAUGAUGCAUACUAAAUCAAAGUGAGAACAAAUCAGCGAACCAAUUGCUAGGAGAGCCGGAUAAAGCCACUCAGGAAGUGGUCUGUCGUAGUGUUGUGGUGGUCUGGAUGAUGAACUGCCUCUUCUGAGGCUCUGUGGUGUGAGACUGCCCCAUGGCUGCACUUGGAUCAGCCUUAUAACUAAAGUUUACAAAUUAAACAUUUUAGAAUCAUCCUGCAUUAAGUGUUAAUAAUGCAAAGUCCUUGACAAUCUCCAUGACGUUCUUGCUUGUGGCGAUGAAAGGAUUAAUGCUUUUUAGACGUUGCUAUCAUGUCAUUCUAGUGACAUGAGGACUUUUGGGACGAAGGGGCUCCUUGCUUACUGUUAAAGUAGCAAAACUGUUUCUGUCAACAAAAGUUGAAAAAAAAAACAACAACAUAAAAACCUAAAUAUGUCCUGAGAACAGCAGCCAUGUGUCCUGUGCUGAACAAAUGUGAAAGCUGCCGUGUCGUUUUGUCGCCAGUCAGCAGUGAACUUUGAACUGAAUGGAAAUGGUUUUCUCCUGAAAUGAGUUUGCACCUUUUUACCUCUUAGACAUGACAGAUGGGAUCUGAUAUCAUGACAGAAGGUAAACAGCGACGUUUGCUCAAACUGCAAUGCUGAAACUAUUGUACAAUGAUUCUCUUUUUCUGACCCACUCCCCCUCUGUAAAUACAGAGACACAGCUAAUGUGUAGCUAUGUAUCAGUGUCAUGUGUAACAAGUCGAUGGCGUGUAACUUAAGACAUCAGAAGUUACUGUGUUUGAUUAUUCAGUGGACUGGCUCCGCACUGUUGCUUUUGCUGCCUGUCAGGAGAGCUGGGGGGGGGUGUCUUCAUUUAUGGUUCUGCGUCAACACAGCGGAGAACCUGUAUUAACAUCUGUGGGUGAUGGCACCGUAGAGCCAUUAAAAGCAAACACCAGUAGAGCUUCUCUUGAGGCAAAUGGUUAGUUUCUGCAUAUCAGUCCUGAUUUUUGAUGUCAGAUUAAGAUUGUUUGAAUCACCUGAGAACCGCAUUAACCCCCAAAAAUCUGAGUUUUACUCCGUUGUUAUAGAUUGUGUUAGCAAAGAUAAUGCCAACUAGUGUUAGAACAGCCUCAUUUUGGUAGUUUUUUUCUAAAAUAUACUGUUAAGAUUUCAUUGUUGGAUGAACUGAAACCAUAAAACAAUUAUAGACUGUUUCCCUUGUUUAUCACAGGAAUUAGAUUUGAAAACUAACCUUAGAAGUAGGAUUAUAAAUGUUUUGAGGAUGUUAAAGGGUGACCAAACAGGACAGUUGGAGGCCUACUUUGCCCACAGCUGAAAUGUGAAAAUCCAGUUAGAGGGGUGGGGCUGGAGAACAGGACUGUUAUCAUUACUGGAGCUGCAGAUCAUGACGUGGCACUCCUGAAAUGAUGUAGGACUAAAUGUUUUGACCAAUCAUGAAAUUCAAUUAUAAUACCUAAUUUCAACCUGUAGGGGGCAGAACACAGACAGUUGUUGACUAUAUUUUCAAGAAUUAAACAAGUUUAAUCUAAUUUAACAAAAAAAUUUGCAAUGACCAACAUAGAGCACUUUUAAAGCCUCAUUUAUAGAGGUCAACAGACAAAAAGAGUUGAUUUGGGGUUUGGUAACCCUUUAAAAUCUUUAAAACACACUUUUAUUCACUUUUCACAUCUGUCUGAGAUGUGAAAAUAGAAUCAAAGCAAAGAUCUGAUCACGAUCAAAGAUUUAUGUAGAUUCGACAAACUGACCGCAUUGUGUACUGGACAGGGAUGUCCCGAUCCGAUCACGUGAUCAAAAAUUGGGCUCAAUCACAUAGUUGAUGACUCGAUUGAUAUUAGAUGUUGUCUCCUGAUCAGUAUUGGAUAUUUCAUUUAUUCUUAUUUUAAUCAGCACUUUAUAUUUAAAUCUUGUUAUUCAAUAAAUACUCCACCAGAAGUCUGCCUGUCAUGAACUGAUCACAAAACGUUGUUGCUGUAAAACAGCAGAAAACAGCAGCAGUUCAAGCAGAAGACUAACAAAAACAAUUCAGUAAAGCUAGGAUGAUCACAGAUUCAGACUUCCGGGAUCAAAAACUCUUUUAGAAACACUUUAAACUGACAGCCAGUGACUCUAUUGGUUUGUCCUAACUAGGGUUGGGCACCAAUUGGGUUCUAUACGGUUUCGUUGCCUAAGCGGUUCUUUGGUUUCGGUUCCGGUUCCUAAUCGGUGCUGAUUUCAGCACUUUAGUAAUAAAAAACAAAUAUCUUCCCAAAUCAAUACAUUUUCAUUCCCAAGUCACUUAUUAUCGCAUGGUUAAGACCUCCGCAUCAAAAAUUGACGUUUUGAGUGUCGUGUUUCGAUGUACUGGUUGUUCUCAAUAAAUCUGAGCUCCGCAACCUCCGAGCCAGAAACCGAUGGCCCGCCACUCUCUCACCGCUGCUCGCCGCCUGUCAAACCUUAUCCUGAGCGAAUCUGAGGGGUUACGAGGUAAAUGUCACUCGGGGGGGGUCUGCAUGACAGCCGCUUCCACCGAAGUGAAGUUAGUUGGAUAUUGGAUAUUCAACAGAUAUUCGCUCUGGGCAUAGUUAGGGACCGUCAACAAAUUAGUUUUUACCAUCAACAAAUAAAGGUUUUUCUUCAAUAGCUUUUUGGUUUUUAUACCUA